Molecule: messenger RNA, 984 nt
Organism: Protopolystoma xenopodis
Lineage: Eukaryota; Metazoa; Platyhelminthes; Monogenea; Polystomatidea; Polystomatidae
Source: the annotation of a GenBank genome assembly
AAGCAGAAGAACUUCGACAAGACGCUCGCCGAAUGGCAGAAGAAGUACGCCGACUCGCAGGCUGAACUCGAGAAUGUUCACCGAGAAUGCCGUCAACACUCCACCGACGUAUUCCGCAUGAAAGCCCAGCUCGAGGAGGUGCAUGAUCAGAUGGAGGCGCUUCGACGCGAGAACAAAAAUCUCAGCGAUGAAAUCCACGAUCUGACGGAACAACUCGGCGAGGGCGGUAGGUCCGUGCACGAAACCGAGAAGCAGCGCAAGCGUCUCCAAAUGGAGAAGGAGGAGUUGCAGGCGGCCCUGGAAGAGGCCGAGAGCGCUCUCGAACAGGAGGAGGCGAAGAUGCAACGUGCCCAGUUGGAGAUGAGUCAGAUUCGUCAAGAGAUUGAUCGCCGGCUAGCCGAGAAGGAGGAGGAGUUCGAGGCGACCCGCAAGAAUCACCAACGAGCGCUUGAGUCGAUGCAGGCCAGCCUGGAUGCCGAAGCAAAGGGGAAAGCGGAAGCGAUGCGAAUGAAGAAGAAAUUGGAGCAGGACAUCAACGAGCUCGAAGUGGCUUGUGACAGCGCCAAUCGAGCCCGAGCUGAGAUGGAGAAGAAUAUGAAGAAGUACCAACAACAGCAACGUGAAAUGCAAGCCCAACUUGAGGAUGAGCAUCGGCAACGAGAAGAACUCCGCGAGGUGGUCGGAGCUGCCGAACGCCGAACCAACAUUCUGGCUGGUGAGGUGGAAGAGUUGCGCACCAGUUUGGAGCAGGCGGAGAGGGCGAGGAAGAUGAGCGAGGUUGAACGAGCAGAGGCUGUCGACCGAGCCACGGAGCUGGCAACUCAAGCUGCCUCAUUUGCAGCCCACAAACGGAAACUGGAGGCCGAUUUGGCGGCAAUGCAGGUUUGUUGUUACAUUCUAUGCUUCAUCUGGCAAAUGGCCCAAAAUGGCUGGAUUUCAAGCAAGAGUCCCUCUAGUUCAGUUAUUACUAAACUUUCAAUUUAA